UAACAAUAUAUUUAUCUAGUAUUUUUCAGUUUUGUUCAUUACAAAGAAGAUAAAUAAGAAAGAAAUUGAAAAGAAAAUGUAAGUUUGAAAAUAGAUGUUAUAUACAACAUUAGAGUUUUUAUAGCAGAUAUGGUCCUCCAUGUCUCUUCAUGCCCUGCAAUAGAUUACAUAGAUAUUUUAUAGGAAACCGUGUCAAGGUGCAUCUCAGUAUUUCACGAUUUUCACUGGAAUUAUUAAUCACAUUAGAACAGAAGCAAGAUAUUAAUGAGGCUACAACUUGCAUCCACUCCCUCUUCCAUGCUGGACAGGUGUGCAUGCAGCAGGCUCACCACCAACUCAUUCAGUUGCAUUCUUUUAAGAGACUGAAAUCCAGUGAUUUAAUGUAAAAUUUUGUUAUUGAAUAUAUUUGUACAGUUGCAAAUACUUUUCUACUGUAAAUCAGAGAAUAAAACUUUUCCAAAUGGGAUUAGCCUAUGCUUUCGGAGGGUGUCUGGCUCCUAACACUUUCUCACCCUAAGUUUCAGUGAUGUCUUCAGGUUAUGGUGCUCUCGCCCAAAGUUCCAGGUUCCGAGUUUGUUUGAUGAAUCAUCUUUUCAUGUUACUGCCCAUUAACCUGAAUGUUUAAUGAAUCGGCCAAGAGUCAUGACUGUUGACACCUAUUGCUACAAUUCAUUGAACAAUCUGCACUAUAACUGAAUUUCCAUGUGAUUUUGUGUUUUCUGCAUAAAUUUUUAAUAAUUUCAUUAACCAUGAAUUCUACAAAAAUUAAUGGCUCUCCUUCCAAACAGUAACAUCUCCCUUUUCAGCACCAUCCUAGGGCACUCAGCACUUCUCAGCAAGCCACAUGAGCCGCCCUGACUCGGCCUUGCAUCUCCACAUGGACAGCAACCAUGGCCACCACAGGGAAGCAGAUCAACACACACUUCUCCUACACUGUUAAUAUGAAGACAGUGAGAGAGGUGCUUCCCCCCAACCAUCACAUCAGAGAGCUUGACGAGACCAUUCCCGAAGGAGUGCUGAAGGCUGGGGACUACUUUGUGACUAUGUUAGACCGUUUCUGUGGCAAGAGGAAGCAAGGAAACACAUAUAUAGUGCGACUCAGACUUUUUGCAGUACUGAAGGAUGGCACCAGAGAUGACAGGACUGUGAAGUGCUUCAUGUCUGGGCCUCACUGUGAGGCGUUGGCAGAGAACCUCAUAACGGAUCUGGACGCCCAGGGCACCUGGUCAGCAGACAGGUUCAGGAAGGAGGGCAAGGUGGUGUGGAUAGUGCUGCAUCAGGCCUUCGUCAUACCUUGCAAGGAGGUGUGUAAAGAAUACCAUCCACUAUACAUUGUGGUGGGCCCUGAGAUUGGUCCUAACUGCCAGAUGUGGUUGCUGUUGGGGCUGUCAUCUGCAGAGCCUGUCACCUCUCGUGAUUCAACCCCAUCCCCUUCUCUUCUUGACCUUGCAUCUCCACAGGCAUCACCAUUACCACGGUCACGAUCACUAUCACCGUCACCAUCACCACCACCUCCCACCACUGCCACCACCACUGUCAUUACGUGGGAUGUACAAACUUCCGGCUCCAAGUUAGCUUCUUCUGCCCUUUCCAAAAGACCCAUGUCCUCCACCCAAGCUUCCCUGGCACACACUAAACACACCUCCACCACACACUUGGGUUCCUAUAAUAUGAACUCACAGCCCCAGGCCUCCUCCACCACAUCCUCAGGUCCCACCACUGACCCUUCCCAUGCUUCAGCCCAACACUCAACCUCAGCCCGACCCUCAACCUCAGCCCGACACUCAACCUCAGCCCGACACUCAACCUCAGCCCGACCCUCAACCUCAGCCGGACCCUCAACCUCAGCCCGACCCUCAGCCUCAGCCCAACCCUCAACCUCAGCCCGACCCUCAACCUCAGCCCGACCCUCAACCUCAGCCCGACCCUCAACCUCAGCCGGACCCUCAACCUCAGCCAGACCCUCAACCUCAGCCCGACCCUCAACCUCAGCCCGACCCUCAACCUCAGCCCGACACUCAACCUCAGCCGGACCCUCAACCUCAGCCCGACCCUCAACCUCAGCCGGACCCUCAACCUCAGCCCGACCCUCAACCUCAGCCCGACACUCAACCUCAGCCGGACCCUCAACCUCAGCCCGACCCUCAACCUCAGCCGGACCCUCAACCUCAGCCCGACCCUCAACCUCAGCCCGACCUGCAACUUUAGUCCAAGCCAAGCCCCCCGCCACAGCCCAAUCCCCUGGCUGUGCAAAUGCCCCAGCUCUCUCUUUUGGCAGCAAGAAGAUCUGGAUUGGGUACAGACUGAAGCCUCUGUCUGCAGCAGUGAAAGGUUCCAAGUUCUCCUCAGCAGGGGUGGUGGUGGAGGUGGUGAAGAGAGGGCAGCUCACAAGUAAGACCAAAAUAAUAUACGACAUCUUAAAGGUGUCCGACCAGGGACUCGCAGACCCAGCCGCCAGGCAGACCCACAUGAUGGUCAAGGUGUUCCGCAACGAUAGGAUGGACUGGCCUGAGGGGGGCAGUCCAGCGGUAGGCCAGGUUGUAGUGUUCAAGGAUGUGAUGUGUAAGGAGUUCAAAGGGUACCUGGAGUUCACUGUGUACAGCACCACAAUGGUAUGCAUCUGCACCCAGGAUGAGGACAACCACCUUGUUUGGCACUCCCACUCAAAGAAUAGUCCACACGACACAGAGUAUGCAGAGGUGGCACUGCAGCUGUUUGAUUGGUGGGCAAAAGAUGGGCGCACUUUUCAAUUUGGUUGGCAUGGCGUCCAGCCCUCCUCUUCUGUUGUAAGUGGGAUCCCCACCCUUGAUAUCGCACAUGCUGUUGACAAGGGACGCUUUACACUCCACUGCCAGGUGGUGAAGAAGACUGUUUACCCUGCUUCCACAUGCCCCAUGGUUGUCUUGAGGGUGCGUGAUGGCACUCGCUCAUCAUUCAGGUUUGAGGAGAUCAACUACAACCCCUCCAUAAUUGUGCACAACAGAAAGCUGGUGAUAGGGGUCCAUGACAGCCUGGAGGUGGACAUCCUGGUAAUGAGUGAUGUUGUUCCACAAGAGCUGGAUAAACUGGAGCUUGGUACCUUUGUGAAGCUGAAAGGUGUGGAAUCCAACAGGCUGUACGGUGACUGUCGGAAGUUUGUGUUCUUGACAUCAAGUGGUACUGGUUGCAUAAAGCUGCUGGGAGAUGAUGAUCCAGAGCUACUACCCCUCAAGGACAGAGUGCUGAAGGCAAUAGCUAACCAGGGGACAGAGAGCAGCAGCAGCAGCAGCAGUGGACAGCUGUGAUGAUGGUUGCUCUCUGGAUGCUGAAAAUAAGGACCACAGCUCUAGCAGCACUCCAUAGCACAAACAACAGUGAUUGAACUGAGGCACCUUAGGGUCCACCAGUCACACCACCUCCAUCAGACAGCCUCUCCGUCCAUCCUCACAGUCCCAUGCCUCCUUCUCUUAAGUCUUCCAUCAGUAGGUAGCCUCUCCAUCCUUCCUCCCUUCAGCAUAACAGUUCCAGGCCGACAGUACAUAUCCCCUUCCCUCAAUCUUCUACUUCUAGGCAAUCUCAAGAUCCUUCCUCACAUCUAGCCACCUCCAAGUAGUUCCUCCAACCUUCCUCUCCAGAGCUGCUCACUACAGGACAGCCCUUGCAACACUCCUCUUGAAGAGACCUUACCCAUGACCUGCCAUGCUCCCCCAUCUCAGCUUACUGUGGUGCCUUAGAGGAGGUGCAGCAGGUGAGGUGCACAGUUUGAAGUCACGUGGAAUUACACAUAGUGCACACAUAUACAAGUAUUACAUAAGUGGAUGUAAAGUGGAUGACGAGAUGAUGAGGAGGGUAUACAAGUGUAGGUCAAAUCUGAAUAUUAGAGUACAAACACAUUAAUGAAAAACAUGUUUGCAUCACUGUUAUGAUUUACUGUAUACUGCUGCAUAACAAAGGUGUUAGCUCCUUAAAGGUUAUGCAAAUAGAAUCAAUCUCUGUCUCUCUCUCUCUCUCUCUCUCUCUCUCUCUCUCUCUCUCUCUCUCUCUCUCUCUCUCUCUCUCUCUCUCUCUCU
Molecule: messenger RNA, 4049 nt
Organism: Scylla paramamosain (green mud crab)
Lineage: Eukaryota; Metazoa; Arthropoda; Malacostraca; Decapoda; Portunidae
Exons: 11
Coding region: 891-3284 (797 amino acids)
Source: RefSeq, a predicted model, not a curated record